This is a messenger RNA of Carassius auratus (goldfish), 1800 nucleotides long. Its product is annotated as gamma-aminobutyric acid receptor subunit rho-2-like. Gene Ontology annotation, biological process: monoatomic ion transmembrane transport. The transcript is spliced from 6 exons. Gene Ontology annotation, molecular function: transmembrane signaling receptor activity; extracellular ligand-gated monoatomic ion channel activity. The coding region runs from base 5 to 1120 and encodes 371 amino acids. NCBI's taxonomy places the organism in Eukaryota, Metazoa, Chordata, Actinopteri, Cypriniformes, Cyprinidae. Gene Ontology annotation, cellular component: membrane. The record is from RefSeq and is a predicted model, not a curated record.
UACUAUGACAUUAUACCUGAGACAUUACUGGAAGGACGAGCGCUUGUCUUUCACCAGCACUACAAAUAAAAGCAUGACUUUCGACGGACGCUUGGUGAAAAAGAUCUGGGUUCCUGACGUCUUCUUCGUCCACUCUAAAAGAUCUUUUAUUCAUGACACCACCACAGAAAAUAUCAUGCUGAGAGUGUUCCCUGAUGGUCACGUUCUUUACAGCCUGAGGGUCACCGUUACAGCAGCCUGCAACAUGGACUUCAGCCGUUUCCCGCUGGAUACACAGACCUGCACUUUGGAGUUGGAGAGCUACGCCUACACAGAUGAGGAUCUGAUGCUGUACUGGAAAAGUGGAGAUGAGUCUUUGAGUAUAGAUGACAAAAUCUCUCUCUCUCAGUUCCUCAUUCAGAAGUUUCACACCACCUCUCGCCUGGCUUUCUACAGCAGCACAGGUUGGUACAACCGCCUGUAUAUAAACUUUACCCUUCGCCGCCACAUCUUCUUCUUCCUGCUGCAGACUUAUUUCCCUGCCACACUUAUGGUUAUGUUGUCAUGGGUGUCGUUCUGGAUUGAUCGCAGGGCUGUUCCAGCCAGAGUUUCAUUAGGUAUCACCACGGUGCUCACCAUGUCCACCAUCAUCACUGGGGUGAACGCCUCCAUGCCCAGAGUCUCCUACAUCAAAGCUGUGGACAUUUACCUGUGGGUCAGUUUUGUGUUUGUGUUCCUGUCCGUCUUGGAGUAUGCAGCAGUCAACUAUCUGACCACGGUCCAGGAGAGGAGAGAGCGUAAGCUCAGAGAUCGAGCAGUUAGAGAGCAGUCAUUGCCCUGCACCUGCGGUAUGUCCCACACCAGGACCAUGAUGUUAGAUGGGACCUACAGUGAGGCUGACACCAACAGCUUGGCUGGCUACACAGAAGCUCCCAUGGUUCUUGAGGAUGUGGUGCCAGAGAAACAUGAGCACAUGGUGGUUCACAUGUCCAUGAGCAGCGAGUCCACCACCACCAAGAAAAAGGGCAUCCGCGCCUUACGCAUUAUGCAGAACACGCAUGCCAUUGAUAAGUACUCCCGCAUGAUCUUCCCAGGAGCCUAUAUAAUUUUUAAUCUUAUUUAUUGGUCAGUGUAUUGCUGAUCUUUCUCCUGCUACGUCCAUCUUUAACUCUUUUUUGGACUUCUGGAGGUUUUAUACAACCAUCCUUGACUUUUUGAUGCACAUCAGACAUUGGCUCAUGUGAUACCAAAUUGCAGUUACAUUUGUCACUUUUCAUGCGCAAAAAGACUGAGAGAAAAAGGGGAUGUCUGUGUCAGCUAAGUGCUUCAUGUAGACCUUUUCAGGUUUAUGACAAAUUAACUGUAAAACACUUAUCAGACAUUGUAUGGGCUUAUGUGUUUUUUCUUCAUGUUUGCAUCAUUGGACUAUUAUGUAUUGCAAGAAAGUCUGGUAUUAUCUUCUCUUUUAAAGGUGUACUAAUUAAUUUUUCCACUUGUAGCUAACAAAAAUUAGUUUUAGCAAAAUAUGUUUUACACUCACAUGAGAUCCAGUCAUAUCAUUUGCAUAUAAAAUACAGAUGUAUUUUAAGGUGGGUUUCACCCUCAUAGGGUCCGCUAUGUUGAGAUUGUAUGACUUGCUGUGUUGUGCAUUUUAAGCAAUUAUUAAUAAGUUUAGAUAUUUAUUUUAUUAAUAUAGCAUAUUUAUACUUUUGCAUUGCUCAAGGUUCUCAUCAGAAUUAAACAAAACAGACAUAAAACGAACCAAAUACAAUAUAAAUAUUGAAGACAUACAGUAACUAAGUUCUUAAAGUUAAUAGACAA